Molecule: messenger RNA, 471 nt
Organism: Cladophialophora yegresii CBS 114405
Lineage: Eukaryota; Fungi; Ascomycota; Eurotiomycetes; Chaetothyriales; Herpotrichiellaceae
Product: multiprotein-bridging factor 1
Exons: 2
Coding region: 1-471 (156 amino acids)
Cellular component (GO): nucleus
Molecular function (GO): DNA binding
Source: RefSeq, a predicted model, not a curated record
AUGUCUGAAGACUGGGAGAGCGUCACCCGCAUUGGCAGCAAGGUCCGCGGCCCCGGCAGUGGAGGCGUCGACCGCGAACGUGUCGUGAAGGGCAAAUCGGCCCUCAACGCCGCCCAACGGUCCGGCGCCAUCAUCGGCACCGAGAAGAAAUUCUCCAGCGCCAACACUAAAUCAGCAACCGAAGGCCAGCACCUCACCAAAGUGGACCGCUCCGACGAGAUCAUCAAACCCAAGACGGUCGGCCACGCGGUCGGCCAGGCGAUCAUCGCCCGCCGGAACCAGAUCCUUCCCAAAAUGACGCAGAAGGACCUGGCCAACAAGGUCAACACCCAAGCCAGUGUGAUCCAGGCGUACGAGAACGGGUCGGCGGCCCCGGACCAGCAACUGCUCGCGAAGCUGGAGCGAGUGCUGGGCGUCAAGCUGCGGGGGACUGAUAUUGGGGCUCCCCUCGGGGGCCCGAAGAAGAAGUGA